UGGGGUGGGCCGGAGAGGCCGGGGCGUGGGGGCGAGCUGGAUAGGCGGGGGCGGUGGGAUGAGCCAAGAUGGCAGGGACGGGAGAGGGAGCUGGAGUAAGCCAGCUCCGGAAGCGGCGGUGGGCGGGGCUGUUGUGGAUAGAAGCGUGGGCGGGCUGUUGUGUGGCGAAGUCCUCAUGCGCGAUGUGCGGGGGAGCACGUCGUGGCUAGUAGAGGGGGAAAGCCUAGAAGGAGGGGGGAAGCGUACGGGGAGGAGAAACGCGAAGGGUGAGGGUGGAAGCGCAGGGUGUGGGAGAUAGCGCUGAAGACGACGGACGGAAGCGCCGAUUGGGAAGGCAUGUGGGGAUGGGGAAGGGGAAAGGGUGGGGGAAGGAAGAACCCAUGUCACGCACGCACGACGGGUGAUAAUGGACGUGUGUUGCGUUCUCUCCCAUGACCCUUCCCGUGUUUCCCCCCUAUCCCAUCCCCUACGCGCCACCUCCCCCUCUCCCCUCCCUUCCUCUCAUCCCUUCCCUCCCUUUGCUCUCGUCUCUCCUCUUCCGACCCCCUCCCUUCCUCUUCAUUCGCCCUCCGCCACUUCUCUUUCCCAUAUCCUUCCCUCGCACCUUCCCUCAAUCUUAUCCCCCUCCUCCGUGCCGCAAGGUCGCCCUUGACUGGGAUACGCAAAAACUUCCCGGGAUGUGGGCGCGGUCCUUUAGUGGAUGAGAUCGUCCGACGCUAAGUGUCGAGGGAAGGAGGUGGAGCAGGAGAAGACGUCGGGCGCUGCGUGGGCGGAGGGGAGGCGACAUGGGAUUGGGGAAGGAAGGAGGCUGAAAGAAGACGAAAGGGCGUAUGUGUAUCCUGAGAACCGGUAGGCGAAGAGGACAAGAGCGGGCCGCGGCGCGCAAAUGGGUAGGAGAGCGCUUCUCCGGCUUCGUCUUGAGGAUGGGGGGGGGGAUAUGUGGAUGAAUGAAGGGUGUAU
Molecule: messenger RNA, 960 nt
Organism: Schizophyllum commune H4-8
Lineage: Eukaryota; Fungi; Basidiomycota; Agaricomycetes; Agaricales; Schizophyllaceae
Exons: 1
Coding region: 432-704 (90 amino acids)
Source: RefSeq, a predicted model, not a curated record